AAUUACCGCAUUAUUUAUUUGUUGGUUAAUUCGAAAUUGUUUCAAGGCAGUCAAAAACAUUUCAAAGUGAGCAAUAAAAAAAAAUUGGUGAUCCUUGUAUAAAAAAGCAAAACGCAAAAGUGACCAAUCGUCAUUAACUAUGGUCAGCAUUGUCUUAUAAACUGAUGGUCUCGCUUGCCAUUUCCCGCGUACUUUGUGGGUGGUUUUGGGAUAUUGUCUUUAAAUUCUUCAGUUAAACGGGUUAGUGAGAUGAUGUUUUUAUUGAUUUUUUAAUAGCCGUCUCUGUGACUGUCGUGUUACAAAAUUUGAGUUGACCGUUGAGUUUUGGGAUGUCUCAGUCGCAAGAAGUACCCGAAUCAGCUGAAAUGAAUGAAAAUGAGAGUACCCAGCUGAAUGACAAUGAAUCUUCAUCGGACGCAAAUUCGAAGAUAGAAGAUUUCGAUACGAAGGUGGAAAAUGAUAGGGGCAAAAGAUUUGACUUUCUGCUCAAACAAACCGAAAUAUUUUCGCAUUUUAUGAACCAGUCGAAGACGCCCACAAAACCCAAAACCGGACGACCCAAAAAAUUAAAAGAAGUGGACGCUUCCGAUCAUCGGCACAGGAAGACCGAACAAGAAGAAGAUGAGGAGCUGCUGGCCGAAACAAACGCGAAAUGCAAGCCGACGAUUCGAUUCGAAACUUCCCCAUUUUAUAUCAAAGGCGGGGAGAUGAGAGACUACCAGAUUAGGGGCUUGAACUGGAUGAUAUCCUUGUACGAGAAUGGCAUUAAUGGGAUAUUAGCCGAUGAAAUGGGUCUCGGGAAGACAUUGCAGACUAUAUCCUUGUUGGGGUUCAUGAAGCAUUACAAAAACACUGCCGGGCCCCACAUCGUCAUCGUGCCCAAAUCGACUCUCUCUAAUUGGAUGAAUGAGUUUAAGAAGUGGUGCCCGAGUUUGAGAGCUGUUUGCUUAAUCGGGGAUCAAGAAACUAGGAACUCCUUCAUCAGAGACGUGUUGAUGCCUGGUGAAUGGGACGUGUGCGUGACCUCGUACGAAAUGUGUAUUAAGGAAAAGUCCGUGUUUAAAAAGUUCAAUUGGCGUUACAUGGUCAUAGACGAAGCGCAUCGCAUCAAAAACGAAAAAUCCAAGCUUUCGGAGAUCCUACGGGAGUUCAAAACGACUAACCGGCUCCUGCUCACCGGUACUCCCCUGCAAAACAACCUGCACGAACUGUGGGCGUUGUUAAACUUCUUACUGCCCGACGUGUUCAAUUCGUCCGACGAUUUCGACGCUUGGUUCAACACGAACCAGUGUCUCGGCGAUAAUAGUCUCGUGGAACGUUUGCACGCCGUCCUCAAACCGUUCCUGCUGAGGAGACUCAAGUCGGAGGUGGAAAAGAAACUGAAGCCCAAAAAAGAGGUGAAGGUGUACGUCGGUUUGAGUAAAAUGCAACGCGAGUGGUACACGAAGGUCCUCCUCAAAGACAUAGACGUAGUCAACGGGGCGGGCAAGGUGGAAAAAAUGCGCCUGCAAAACAUCCUGAUGCAGUUGCGCAAGUGCACCAACCACCCGUACCUGUUCGACGGGGCUGAACCGGGUCCACCGUACACCACCGAUGAGCACUUGGUGUACAAUUGCGGCAAGAUGGUGGUACUCGAUCGGUUACUGCCCAAACUGCAAGAACAGGGCUCGCGGGUGCUGAUUUUUUCCCAAAUGACCCGGAUGUUGGACAUCCUGGAGGACUACUGCCACUGGCGGUGCUACCAGUACUGUCGAUUGGACGGUCAGACGCCCCACGAAGAUAGACAGAGGCAAAUCAACGAAUACAACGAGGACGACAGCAGUAAAUUUAUUUUUAUGUUGUCUACGAGGGCCGGCGGGCUGGGUAUAAACUUGGCAACGGCGGACGUGGUUAUCAUAUACGAUUCCGAUUGGAACCCGCAGAUGGAUCUGCAGGCGAUGGACAGGGCCCACAGGAUCGGGCAGAAAAAACAAGUGAGGGUUUUCCGAUUCAUAACCGAAAACACAGUCGAAGAGAAAAUCGUGGAGAGGGCCGAGGUGAAGCUCCGACUAGACAAAUUGGUGAUACAGCAGGGUCGGCUGGCCGACUCGAAGGCGCAGAGUUUGAACAAGGACGAGAUGCUCAGCAUGAUUCGUCACGGGGCGAACCACGUGUUCGCCUCCAAAGAUUCGGAAAUUACCGAGGAAGACAUCGACACCAUUCUCGAGAAAGGGGAGGCGAAGACGGCCGAGUUUGCGCAGAAGAUGGAAUCUCUUGGCGAGUCGUCCCUUCGCAAUUUCACCGUCGACACGCCCACGGAGUCGGUGUACCAGUUCGAGGGCGAGGAUUACCGCGAGAAACAAAAAACCAUCGGGAUCAGCAAUUGGAUCGAGCCGCCGAAACGGGAACGCAAAGCGAACUACGCGGUGGACGCGUAUUUCAGGGAAGCCCUUAGGGUUUCGGAACCGAAAGCGCCGAAAGCGCCCCGACCCCCCAAACAACCGAUCGUGCAAGAUUUUCAAUUCUUUCCGCCGCGACUGUUCGAACUGUUGGACCAAGAGAUCUACUAUUACCGUAAAUCGUUGGGUUACAAGGUUCCGAAGAAUUUGGAGUUGGGCCCGGACGCGAGCAAACAGCAACGGGAGGAGCAGAGGAAGAUCGACGAUUCGGAAGCGUUGACGGAAGACGAGCAGCAGGAGAAGGAGACGUUGCUGACGCAGGGCUUCACCAAUUGGAGCAAGAGGGACUUCAAUCAGUUCAUAAAGGCGAACGAGAAGUACGGCAGGGACGAUAUCGAGAACAUCGCCAAGGAGGUGGAGGGGAAGACGCCCGAGGAAGUGAUGGAGUAUUCGGCGGUGUUCUGGGAACGUUGCCACGAAUUGCAGGAUAUCGACAGGAUCAUGGCGCAGAUCGAGAGGGGCGAGGCGAAGAUACAGAGGAGGGCGAGCAUUAAGCGCGCGUUGGACGCGAAGAUGGCGAGAUACCGCGCCCCUUUCCAUCAACUAAGAAUCUCGUACGGUAACAACAAAGGUAAAAACUAUAUGGAGGAAGAAGACAGAUUUUUAGUCUGUAUGCUCCAUAAGUUGGGAUUCGACAGAGAAAACGUUUACGAGGAGUUGAGGGCGGCCGUACGUGCGUCUCCCCAGUUCAGAUUCGAUUGGUUUUUGAAGUCACGAACGGCGAUGGAACUACAGAGACGUUGCAACACGCUGAUCACGCUCAUCGAGCGGGAAAACGCGGAACUAGAGGAAAGGGAGAAGAACGAGAAAAAGAAGAAGACUCCCAAGAUGGGUUCCAUUAGCGGAACGACGAAUCAGGCAAUGUCCAAGUCGGCGCAAAAGAGGAAGAACGAAUCGAUGGGCGGCGGCGCCAGCGAAAAGAAGAAGAAGAAAAAGUGAACGUAGUGGCUUCUUAAUUUAUUGGUGAUUCAUUCCUUUGCGUGAUUUUUUUCCCCUCGUGUACGUAACUAGGCUUUUGUCAUUUGUCGCAAUAAA
Messenger RNA from Cylas formicarius (sweet potato weevil), 3473 nucleotides. RefSeq names its product chromatin-remodeling complex ATPase chain Iswi. Bases 330 to 3377 code for a protein of 1015 amino acids. Gene Ontology annotation, biological process: regulation of transcription by RNA polymerase II; nucleosome organization. Lineage: Eukaryota; Metazoa; Arthropoda; Insecta; Coleoptera; Brentidae. The record is from RefSeq and is a predicted model, not a curated record. The transcript is spliced from 7 exons. Gene Ontology annotation, cellular component: nucleus; chromatin. Gene Ontology annotation, molecular function: histone binding; ATP binding; ATP hydrolysis activity.